Messenger RNA from Haemorhous mexicanus (house finch), 1032 nucleotides. It is a transcript of the gene RAB6A, whose product is annotated as RAB6A, member RAS oncogene family. Gene Ontology annotation, molecular function: GTPase activity; GTP binding. Lineage: Eukaryota; Metazoa; Chordata; Aves; Passeriformes; Fringillidae. The transcript has 9 exons. The record is from RefSeq and is a predicted model, not a curated record. The coding region runs from base 157 to 906 and encodes 249 amino acids.
CGGCACCUCACCGGGGCUCGCAGCCUUCGCCGUCGAGGAGGAGGACGAGGAGAAGAAGCAGGAGGAGGCGGAGGCGGAGAGAAGCGGUCGCGGUCGCGGGUGCCGCCGCGGGGAGCGGAGCGAGCGCGGGGCGGCGGCGGCGGCGGCUCCUCCAUCAUGUCGUCGGGCGGGGACUUCGGGAACCCGCUGCGGAAAUUCAAGCUGGUGUUCCUGGGCGAGCAGAGCGUGGGGAAGACAUCCUUGAUCACCAGGUUCAUGUAUGACAGCUUUGACAACACCUACCAGGCAACAAUUGGCAUUGACUUCUUAUCGAAAACCAUGUACUUGGAGGAUCGAACAAUCAGGUUGCAGCUGUGGGAUACUGCGGGUCAGGAACGUUUCCGUAGCCUCAUUCCCAGUUACAUCCGUGACUCUGCUGCUGCUGUAGUAGUUUACGAUAUCACAAGUAGGUAUUUUGCACUGGUACGGUUGCAAUUAUGGGACACAGCAGGUCAAGAGCGGUUCAGGAGCUUGAUUCCUAGCUACAUUCGUGACUCCACUGUUGCAGUUGUUGUUUAUGAUAUCACAAAUGUAAACUCCUUCCAGCAAACCACAAAGUGGAUCGAUGACGUCAGAACGGAACGGGGCAGCGAUGUCAUCAUCAUGCUGGUGGGAAAUAAAACAGAUCUAGCAGAUAAGAGGCAAGUGUCCAUUGAGGAAGGAGAAAGGAAAGCCAAAGAGUUGAAUGUAAUGUUCAUUGAAACUAGUGCAAAAGCAGGAUACAAUGUAAAACAGCUUUUCCGACGUGUGGCAGCUGCCUUGCCUGGGAUGGAAAGCACACAAGACAAAAGUAGAGAAGACAUGAUUGACAUAAAACUGGAAAAGCCUCAAGAGCAGCCUGUCAGUGAAGGAGGCUGUUCCUGCUAAUACCAUGUGGCUUCCACCUUUCUCCAGAACAUCACUGCUUUCCCUCCCUGUCCUCUUCAUUGACUGCAGUGUGAAUAUUGGCUUGAACCUUCCCCUUUCCGUAAUAACGUAUCGCAGUUCAUCAUC